Messenger RNA from Phymastichus coffea, 1233 nucleotides. Its product is annotated as piggyBac transposable element-derived protein 4-like. The transcript has 2 exons. The coding region runs from base 1 to 1233 and encodes 410 amino acids. The record is from RefSeq and is a predicted model, not a curated record. NCBI's taxonomy places the organism in Eukaryota, Metazoa, Arthropoda, Insecta, Hymenoptera, Eulophidae.
AUGGGGAGAAGAAGGCGAAUUGUGAAUGAAAUUCCUAGUGAUUCAGAGUCUGUUGAUGGGUUAUGCGAUUCUAAUGAUGAAGAUGAGGUAUUGGAUCGCAGAGUAGAUCAUGUUGCCCCUUCAAUCAACAAUCUUCUCGAAGAUGAGGCACACGAAGAAGAAAUUGACGACGAAACAACCACUACAGAUUUAAAUAAAAGUGAAAUUUGGAGAUCGACGAGUAUUCCAAAGACUGAUUUACCUUUCAAACCAGCAAAAGGAGAUCCAGGAUACGAUAAAUUGUAUAAACUAAGACCUCUUCUCGACACUCUUUCUGAAACAUUCAGAGAAUGCUGGAAAUCAAGCCAUCACCAAGCUAUUGAUGAAUCAAUGAUCAAGUUCAAGGGGAGGAGUAGCAUGAAACAAUAUAUGCCAGCCAAGCCAACUAAACGUGGUUACAAAGUUUGGACCCGAGCAGAUGAAUCGGAAUUUGUUUGUCAAUUUCAGAUCUACACAGGCAAAACAGAUAGUCCUGAAAAACAAUUAGGAGCACGUGUGGUUUGUGAUCUUACACGUGACCUUGUUGGUCAUAAUCACCAGGUGUAUUUUGAUAAUUUUUUCACAGGAGUAGAGCUUCUAAUAUCUCUAAAACAGGAUAAUAUCCUUGCAUGUGGCACAGUACGAUCUAAUCGCGCGAAUCUCCCCAAAAGUGAUAAGUCUGAUAAAAAAAUGGUUAUUGGAGAGUACGAAUACAAGACCUCGACAUCAGGACUCACAUGGAUAAAGUGGAUGGAUAAAAAACCAGUAUACUUUUUAUCCAAUUUUCACGACCCUACCGAAGUAACUGUUAUGAAUCGGAGGCAAAAAGAUGGUACUCUAACUCCUGUCAACAGUCCUGUCUUGUGUUCAGACUAUAACACACACAUGGGAUAUGUCGACUAUGCGGAUCGUGCAAUAUCUACUUACCAGAUUGAUCGUAAGUCCAAAAAAUGGUGGUUUAGAAUUUUUUGGCACUUCAUCGAUCUCUGCAUAUGUAACGGAUUCAUUUUGUACAAGGAAAAAAAAAUCAAACCACUUUUGUCAUUGAAAAAAUUCCGAAUGAGAUUGGUAGAACAAUUGGUGGUACAUAAGAUCCCAACUCCAAAAGGUAGGAAAAGAACGGCACCAAAUACUCCAAGCCAUGCAAAAAUCAAAGUACCUGAUGAAAAGAGACUUUCUAAUGCUGCUCACAUGCCACAAGUCUCAGAUACAUAA